GACCGGCUAUUCAACAGAGAGCAAACUGCACAGGCGGACGCGAGCUGUGCAGGUCUCCGCAAUGCCAGUCGGAUUUUAAAGCACCCGGUUCAGCCCGUAAAAAGGAAGGAACAGGACAUAUUAAAAUAACCCCUUUUCCCACUUAAACCACAGACUAUCUGGCUGAUACGGACUGGAAAAAAAAGAUAGAGGCAUCGUUAAAUUGGAGUAAAGCGCGUCCUCCGGUGCAGCGCAGAAUUAAGAGGAUUGCUGUAUCCCAAGAACUGCAACGCCGCGUGAAGUGUGUUUAGACGGGAAACAUGUCAUUGUCUGGGAAAGAAAAUAGCACUACCCCUCAUGCCAAUUACGUGGGACCAUACCGCUUAGAAAAGACCCUCGGGAAAGGACAGACAGGUCUUGUAAAGCUUGGGGUCCAUUGUGUUACAUGUCAGAAAGUUGCCAUAAAGAUUGUAAACCGAGAAAAGCUCAGCGAGUCUGUCUUAAUGAAGGUGGAGCGAGAGAUUGCCAUCUUGAAGCUAAUAGAACACCCUCAUGUAUUAAAGCUGCACGACGUCUAUGAAAAUAAGAAAUAUUUGUAUUUGGUUUUAGAGCAUGUGUCUGGCGGAGAGCUAUUUGACUAUCUGGUAAAGAAGGGCCGGUUAACACCCAAAGAAGCUCGAAAGUUCUUCAGACAGAUCAUCUCAGCCUUGGACUUCUGCCACAGUCACUCAAUAUGUCAUAGAGACCUGAAGCCAGAAAACUUGUUGCUGGAUGAGAAAAAUAACAUCAGGAUAGCAGACUUCGGCAUGGCAUCCCUACAGGUGGGGGACAGUCUGCUGGAAACUAGCUGUGGAUCUCCUCAUUACGCGUGUCCUGAAGUAAUACGGGGAGAAAAGUAUGAUGGAAGGAAAGCAGACGUUUGGAGCUGUGGGGUCAUUUUGUUUGCUCUGUUGGUGGGAGCUCUGCCGUUUGAUGAUGAUAAUUUACGAAACUUAUUAGAAAAAGUAAAGCUGGGCGUGUUUCACAUGCCCCAUUUUAUUCCACCAGAAUGCCAAAAUCUAUUAAGAGGAAUGAUCGAAGUUGAUUCUGGAAAAAGGUUAACGUUAGAGCUGAUCCAGAAGCACAUGUGGUACAUAGGGGGCAAGAAUGAACCGGAACCGGAGCAGCCGGUACCCAGGAAGGUGGCGAUCCGCAGUGUUCCCUCAUCUGAGGACAUCGACCCAGAUGUUCUGGAGAGCAUGCACUCACUAGGGUGCUUCCGGGACAAGAACAAGCUGAUGAAGGACCUGCUAUCAGACGAUGAAAAUCAGGAGAAGAUGAUCUAUUUUCUGCUGUUAGAUCGUAAGGAGAGAUACCCCAGCCAAGAAGACCAGAACCUCCCUCCUCGCAAUGAUAUAGAUCCACCACGGAAACGCGUAGACUCACCAAUGCUGAACAGGCAUGGGAAGAGAAGGCCAGAGAGAAAGUCUAUGGAAGUGUUGAGUGUUACAGAUGGAGGUUCACCUGUACCAGCAAGAAGAGCCAUUGACAUGACACAGCAUGGACAGAGUAAGAGCACGUUCAGUAAAAGCUUGGAUAUCUCGGACGCCAAACACAAAGCAAAGAGCAAAGAGGAAAGGUCACGGUCCAUCAGCGGCGCAUCCUCUGGUCUCUCCACCAGCCCUCUCAGCAGUCCAAGACCUGUCCGAAAGUUUUGCGUCCCUCCUCAAUCCAGCGAGCUGCUCUUAUCCCCUAGUUCUAGUAUCAUAGAUUCUCUAAAACCAAACUCAGAUCAAAACAUGGCAAAAACUUCUAACUCGCUGACACCAAACUCUAUAUCUGAGUCUCUUUUGCCUUACCCGAAGACUCAAACUCUUCCAGCCAAACCCAAAGAUAAACCUUUACAGUCUGCCCGAUCAAACCCCCUACCUGAAUCCGAGCCAGAACACAUUUCGACAGCCAAAUCAGAACCUUCAACUCCAUGUCAGCCUCAAGCACCGUGUAUACCGGGCAGCCCACUGGUGCGGAGGGCAACCCCUGCAUCUAUUAUUCCUCCUCAACUCUCUGUCCCUUUUAGACCUGCUGUCCCACUUUCUCCCAUUCGUCUACACCAUUUCCACCCUGUGCCCGGCUCUGACCACACCACCAAAUCUAUCCCUACAAUACAGGUGACCCCACACCCUUCUCCAAGGAGCAGCCCUAUUCCCACCCCCAAAGGAACACCUAUCCACACGCCGAAGAACAGCCCUGCAGGGACACCGACCCCUACACCACCACCGAGCCCCUCCAUUGGGGGAAUGCCCUGGAAGACACGACUCAACUCCUUCAAGAACAGCUUUCUGGGCUCGCCCCGCUUUCAUCGGAGGAAACUGCAAGUUCCCACUCAAGAGGAAAUGUCCAGCCUAACGCCAGAGUCGUCCCCAGAACUUGCCAAAAAAUCUUGGUUUGGUAACUUCAUCAACCUAGAGAAAGAGGAACAGAUCUUUGUGGUUAUUAAGGACAAGCCACUGAGCUCUAUAAAAGCCGACAUUGUCCAUGCCUUUCUCUCGAUACCCAGCCUCAGCCACAGCGUCAUCUCGCAGACGAGUUUUCGAGCCGAGUAUAAGUCCACCGCUGGCCCCACUGUCUUCCAAAAGCCUGUUAAGUUCCAGGUGGACAUCACUUACACUGAGAGCACUGCGGCCAACAAGGAAAAUGGCAUCUAUUCAGUCACCUUCACUCUGCUCUCAGGGCCAAGUCGACGAUUUAAGCGGGUGGUUGAGACAAUUCAGGCGCAGUUGUUAAGCACACAUGAUCAACCAGGGGUCCAGCAGCUGUCUGGCAGCCCAUUGAGUAACUUCUUUGACGUAAUUAAACAACUUUUUUCAGACGAGAAGAACAGCCAGGUGCCUGUUCCACCUGGCACACCCAACAGACAUCCACCAAACGCCCGUCGCCAUGACCCUCAGCCUAAUGACUCUAAAUGCCCACCGGGCAAUCCCAGGGACAAUGCCAAACUGGUAGCAUCUGCUGAGACACAGGAGCAGCUCUAAAACAAUACCAAGCUUUUUUUCAAAAUGCACAUGCGUAAAACUACUCAAAAAAUGUACAGUUUUAGAAGUUAUGAAAUUUAUAUUUGGACAUUAUUUUGGAUGAUGGGAUGAUUGUUUAGAAACUAGUAAUCACACAAAUCCAGGCACAUUUCCCCUUUCACUGUCUUUUCCAUGUCGCCUGCCCCUUACCAAUCCCCUGUCGUUCCUAUACCCCAAGUAUAUUCAUUUAAUCACGUCUGUCUUCCCGUUUUCUUCACCUUUGUAAUGGCUUGUCUUUACUGCUAGGAAUUAUCCAGAAAACAUAUUAAAGCUCCACCCCCACUUUCCUGCACAUCCUAUGACGGACAUUUAUUGACAGAUGGCACUUUUCAUGAUGAACAAGCAGGUACCAAGGAGAUGGAUGCUUCAUCCUCCGUCAUACUCUUCCCUUCCUUUUCCGGUCUCUCCAUGCUCGACAAGGACGACAAAUACAAAUAUGCACACUUCUUUAUUUUAGCUAAACCACCUGUGUGCUCCCCUGUCAUCAUCUGAGCACCUUAACUUGUUCAAAUGGUUGACCAAACCGGCUCCACCAACAGACUCUGUUCCAAAACAUAUUGAGCUGCAUUU
Danio rerio (zebrafish) is the source of this 3599-nucleotide messenger RNA. Lineage: Eukaryota; Metazoa; Chordata; Actinopteri; Cypriniformes; Danionidae. The record is from RefSeq and is a predicted model, not a curated record.